Closterium sp. NIES-65 is the source of this 1563-nucleotide messenger RNA. Lineage: Eukaryota; Viridiplantae; Streptophyta; Zygnematophyceae; Desmidiales; Closteriaceae. The record is from the annotation of a GenBank genome assembly.
AUGUCCGCAUCGAUUCCCCCCAAUUACGUCGCCACGCCCCUCGCCAGUACCACGCCGGUCGUCGCCACUGGCGCGCCUGUCGCUACGGUCGCAACUGGCACGCCUGUCGCCAAUCCUGUCGCCAAUCCCGUCGCCAAUGUCCCCAUCCCGUCGCCCACGCCAACCGUCGGGCCGACGGAGCCGUACGUGGUGGUGGGGCUUCAGUACUGCCUCCCGCGUUCUACUGCCUGCCGGCCUUCUCGCCUGCCGGUGGCGGGACGGCCCAGGGCGAGGCGGUCUACUCACAGACGAGCAAGGCCUUCUCCCUGCUUUCCCCCCUCCUCUCCCCCCCCACAUUCGCGCAGGGCGUUCUCGUGGCGCAACCGCAAGACAAUCUUCAACGCCCAGGACGAGCCGGUGUGCUCGCUGACCAGCAAGGCCUUGUCGCUGCACGACGAGACCUACCUGUGCCCGGGCGCCAGCGUGGAUAAACGUGACGCCCUGCUCACUGCCCGAAGCAAGUUCUUCUCCUGGACUCCCAUCCUCAAUAUCUUUCUGAAAGGGAAUUCAGUUGACAACAAGCCAGACAUCGUUCUCAAAGGCGAUUUUUUUCAGCACGAGUUCACUAUCACCUCGAGCAGCGGGCUUCUGUUGGCACAGGUGGAGAGGGAUAUCUGGUCCGUGAGGGAUUUUCUGAGCACGCACACGUAUGCUGUGCGCAUCAAGCCAAACGUUGAUAUGGCUCUGAUUUUAGCGCUCGUUGCCAUGGCGGACACCAUCUUUCAACAGCAGCAGCUGCCAUGUAAAGACCCCACAUGCUCCUGCCGCAAGGCAAAUAGCACCGACGUCUCCCCCACCCCGCCGCUGCUCACGUGCGCGCUAGUCUGCCGCCGCUGGCUGCGCCUCUCUGAGAGUCUCCCGCGCGCCAUCACUGUUUCCCCGGGCCUGCUAUUACACCCCCGCUCCCUCCUGCGUACGCUCUCCGCCUUCCCCCACCUGCGCUCCCUCACGCUACACGGGGACUCUUGCCGAAGCAUCAGCAGCAGCAGCAGAGGGACCGUCAGUGAUUGGCUCAUCGCUCGCCUGGCAGCGCUGCUGCAGCUGACGUCACUGUCGCUCGUUGGCGUUGCGGCAAUCCCGAGGCUCUCCCCCUUGGCGCCCUCCCUACUGUGCUUGGAAAUCCGUGGCGCAGGGGAGGGGGUGACGUGUCUCCCUGGAAAAUCUCUUGGGCAGCUGACGUGUCUGCAGGAGCUGGUUUUGAGGGACUGCUUGGCGCUGCGGCAGCUUCCAGAGUCGCUUGCCCUGCUGCCGUCCCUGCAGCGCAUUCGUGUAGAAAGAUGCUAUUCGGUGACGCUCGAUGCUUGGAGAACGCCCAGGGACGGCUGUGGGCUGGCAGCUGUGCGUUUUCAGGGGGAGGAUGGGGAACGUGGCGUGGGGGAAGGGCGAAGGAAGGGCAUUGAAUCUGACGAUGCUCAUAACGUGGUUGUUUCCAUGGUGUCGGGGGGUGAGAGUGAAGGGGGGAUGUGGGGGCAAGCUAUGGGCAGCAACUGCCGCCUCAGUGGAGAAGGCGACAGCGGCGCCGAC